AUGUCUUCCCCGUACCUUUUUAGCUGGUUGCUCGUCCACUACCUUCUCCAAGCCGUGGACGGCAUCCAACUCUUCACUCCAGAAAGCGCACCGGCCGGUCUCUCCGGGCCCUGUGUAAGCGCAUUAACGGCUGAUGUUGCUUGUAGCCGGCCGGUCCCGCGAUUUCGCUAUGGCUACUUCUACUCAGAGUCGACGCUCAACAACUCGUGCACCUCCGAGUGCGAAAAGGCCCUCAGCGCAUACGAGACCGCCAUCGCGUCGUCGUGCGCAGACGACACUUGGGAGGGCUACGAUGACGAGGGCGGGGCCCCGAUCGUCUACAUCCCUAGCCUCUUGCGGUACCAGUAUUCUCUGACCUGUCUGAAGGAGAGUGGACGGUGGUGCAAUGUCGUCACCGGCAGUGCAGCCACUGUUGACGAUCCCGGAGACAGCCCCAUACGGUUCACGGACAUUGUCGCGAAUGGCACCCAGGCAGACCCUUGUGACAUGUGCUUCAUCCUCUCCCUACGAAUACAGGCCAGCGUCCCAUUUUAUGAUGGACCGGCUAUACUAAGCCAGUCCGUCUACCAAUCCAAGACUUCGAGCUGCAAAGUUGAGGGGAUGCCCAUCACAACAUCUUCAUUGCCAUUCUCCGUGUUAGUACUGCCCUAA
Molecule: messenger RNA, 651 nt
Organism: Colletotrichum spaethianum
Lineage: Eukaryota; Fungi; Ascomycota; Sordariomycetes; Glomerellales; Glomerellaceae
Product: lysM domain-containing protein
Exons: 1
Coding region: 1-651 (216 amino acids)
Source: RefSeq, a predicted model, not a curated record